AUGGUCGCCUUCGUCGGGUGGCGGUUUCUGCCCAUCUUGCCUCGGCCUCAAGCUAGGCUCCUGACGUACGUCGGCGCGGGCAUCGACCUGCCGCACAUCCCCGAGCCUACGAAGCAGGACGUGGAGAAGUGGCACGGGGAAUACGUCCAGGCGUUGGUCAGGCUUUUCGACGCUCGCAAGGCGGAGGCGGGCUGGCCAGAUGCAGUGCUGGAGGUGUCGUAG
Prorocentrum cordatum is the source of this 222-nucleotide messenger RNA. Lineage: Eukaryota; Dinophyceae; Prorocentrales; Prorocentraceae. The record is from the annotation of a GenBank genome assembly.